Molecule: messenger RNA, 2234 nt
Organism: Amphiprion ocellaris (clown anemonefish)
Lineage: Eukaryota; Metazoa; Chordata; Actinopteri; Pomacentridae
Gene: stac3
Product: SH3 and cysteine rich domain 3
Exons: 13
Coding region: 176-1177 (333 amino acids)
Biological process (GO): positive regulation of voltage-gated calcium channel activity; skeletal muscle contraction; positive regulation of protein localization to plasma membrane
Cellular component (GO): extrinsic component of cytoplasmic side of plasma membrane
Molecular function (GO): protein binding
Source: RefSeq, a predicted model, not a curated record
CUGAGGGCCUGAAGUGAGGAAGCAGGUCGACUGGUUUGUUUGUUGGCCUCAACGCUGAGCAGACAGCAGGUGAAGAACCCGUUAACAGAGACCCACCGUUUGUAGUUUCCAUCUGUGUGAUCUGAGCAGAUUUGGACAAAAGGUGGGGCAGUGUUGAUAUUGUUGACACCACAUCAUGGAUCAGGAGGAUGACAAAAACUCUGUGGACAUCCACGACAACCCUCCGGCUCCCGACAACGUGGUGAGGGAGGAGGGAGACACGGUCUAUUUCAUCUAUGAGGAGGAGGUGGAGGUGGAGGAGAAGGAACCAGAACCUCCUUCAGAGCCGGUUGUCCGGGUCAACGACAAACCCCACAAGUUCAAGGACCACUACUGCAAGAAACCCAAGUUCUGUGACGUCUGCGCUCGCAUGAUAGUCUUGAACAACAAAUUUGCUCUGAGGUGUAAAAACUGUAAGACCAACAUCCACCACUCCUGUCAGUCCUACGUCGAGUUCCAGAGGUGCUUCGGCAAAAUUCCGCCGGGCUUCAGACGGGCCUACAGCUCUCCACUGUACGGCAGCGACCAACCAGACCCCAACAAUCCGAACCGGAACGACCCCGUUUUCGACACCCUGAGGGUCGGCGUCAUCAUGGCGAAUAAGGAACGCAAGAAGAACGAAGGCGACAAGAAAAACAUGUUGAUGAUGAUGGAGGAGGAGGAAGAAGAGAACCAACAGCCCAAAGAGAACGAGGAGGGAGGAGAAGGGAAGCCUGAUGACAAAAAGGAGAAGGGAGGAGACAAAGCUGAUGACAAGAGUAAAGGAACGUUCUCCCAGUCCCACUAUUACCUCGCUCUGUACCGCUUCAAGGCCAUCGAGAAAGACGAUCUCGACUUCCACCCUGGUGAUCGGAUCACGGUGCUGGACGACUCCAAUGAGGAGUGGUGGAGGGGAAAGAUGGGCGAGAAGUCGGGCUACUUCCCCACCAACUACCUCAUAAAAGUGCGAGCAUCAGAGAGAGUUUUCAAGGUGACCCGCUCCUUCGUCGGCAACAGAGAGAUGGGACAGAUUACACUAAAGAAAGACCAGAUUGUGGUGAAGAAAGGAGAUGAGAAAGGCGGCUACCUGAAGGUCAGCACUGGACGCAAGCUGGGCUACUUCCCUGCUGAUCUGCUGCAGGAAAUCACUGUGACAUAAACGCAAGGCUAUGGAAGGACAGAAGAAACAACACAAACUGGACACGUCACUGCUCAGGGGGAAUUCUCCUGAUCAAAUUUCUAUGUUUGUUGCCUUAAAAAAAACAACUGAAUCUGCCCAUAUUGUGUCUGUAAGAGCAGAAAUCUAUUUGCUGUAAUAUAUUUGUGCCUUUGAUGCAAAGUGAAGAGAGUGAAUAAGUUGGUAAAAGACAAUCAUAUGAUGCAUGUCUUUGGUUGAGAGCUGCAUAGUGAUCCAAAUGUUCAGAUGCUUUAAGUUCUAGUUUGCACACAUCCUGAGAACGAGUAGAGACGAAGCAGGUAAUAUAUUUAUAUAAGAGUAGAUGUUCAUUAAAGCUUAUUAUGAGAUUAAACCGAUAUCACAGCAAACUAGUUAAAUGCUGCCAUCACAAAACCUCAGAGUGCUGGAUAAAUAUUGAUAAUUUAAAUCAAAAUGCACCAAGAACCUCAUAAUUAACUUUAAAAAACACACAAAUUUAGCUGUUUCUUCCCAUUUAAUGCUACUGUUCAUUUACAGCUAUGCUCUGUGAAUCAGAUAUAUUGCAUGGCAUUCAUUCAGCAAUGAAAAAAAUAACACUUUAGGUAAUAUUAUUAACUUCCUCAGUCCACUACAGCUGCAGAAACUGAGGCUUCAGAGCCGUUUAUCAUGUACAGAGCUUUAUAUGAACUAAAGUGCAGACAGGUUUCUAGACACAGGGCUCCAGACUGAGAUCAAAGCCUACAUAAGCUGUUUCUUUCCGCUCCAGUUUAACUCUUUUCAAAGUAAUUUUUGAUCACACACCUGUCUGAACACACCACAGCGACCACAGCCUGUGAUGUGGGGCGUUUAGGGAACAUCGGUAAACUGCAGUGUCUGUAAAGCAACACUGUUUCAAACUGUUUGCACCAAUUACUGCUGAUGAAAUGAGCACAAUGCUUAAAUGUUUUGAAUAAUAAACCCAAAGUGUACUUAAGAACUGCCUUUUUCUUCAAAUGUUUCCAAAAAACAAAGCUGUGUGUCGUAUUUAAAAGAAUAAAGUUAAAACUUUCCAACAACAGCA